AUGCAAUUGAACGAAGAAUCGUGUGAAUAUGUAGAAAUGAUUGUUGCAGACCCACUGGAUUCAGAGGUCUCCGACGAUGCUGAUUUAGAUCAUGACGGUAAUCCGGAGCUGCUCAACUUGAUCACUGAAACAUGGGGUCUGGAUCGUGUGAUUUAUGACAUUUUGAUCGCUCAUGGAUAUACUGUGGAGUAUGCCAAGACGCUGGACGAAAAGGCAUUAAACGACGUAUUUACGUUAACGAAAUGGACUGCCUACAAACAUGUACUGCGCCAAAAACUAAUGGUGUGGGAAGAAAGUGUGCUAUACCACGAAACAGAAGCAGCUGCCAGAACAAUCAACACAGUUUUCGACCAGAGCACAGCAACCAUCUCUCCACAUCGAAAACUUAUUCCAACAGGUGUCACGAGGGCUUUACUCGACAAUAUUUUGGAGCGCAAUAAAAAGGGCAAGAUUGUGUUCAAAUAUUAUCAAUCGCUCCGUCGUCUAGAUAGUCACCAUCGGAAGUACUUGGCACACACCAUCGUUGACUACUAUAUAGCGAAUGAAAAGUAUUUUUCGCUUCCGGACAUGGCCCGAUUUGCGGAACUCAUUGCCGACCGAUUUCCUCCAGAAAUAGCCGAGACGUAUUACAAUCCCCGUAAUAGCUCUGUAAACAAGAAGCACCCAUCUGGUAUGUUGAAUGAUCGUUUUCACAACAGGAAGAAAACGUCUGCGACACCGAUUUCUCACACUCCAGUGACAAAAAUGACUUUUCAUUCGAGGCAAAAACUAGCUGCAUUACAGUUAUCUGAAACAGAAAUUCGUCGAUUGGACUCUAGCAAGGUUUGGUUGCGGAAUAAUUGUGCACCAGGUGAUCAAGUUUUAUCCCACUGGAAACAUUCAAUUCUGCUGCGGCUGAGGAGCAUUCAACAUGAUAAGAACAUAAACAAAUCUACGGUUCUAUCUGAGUGGCCCCGAUACAUGGACGAAGACGGAUACUUGUUGGUUGAUGUGGACUUUGAACACCUUUUCCAAAGGUCAAAUGAGCAUACGAGUGAGCAAGGCAAACUGUUCGAGAAAUGGGAAUGGUUCUGUACACACUUUCAUGAAUACCUUUUGUCAGCUGAUGUCAAAGACGAUUACUCUCGUCAACUUAUUAGCGCUUUGGAAGAUGGAGAUGAUUCAAAAGAUACAAGAGACAUUGUGCUUUGUGUGGCAUUCCAUGGCGUAAUUAAACCAGUAAGAACCUCUGCUAAAAAGCUCCCAACGAUUCUUCAAGCUCAAAUUGAUACAUUCUUUGUGUGUGAAAUGGAAGAAGAACUCACAGAUUCAUGGCAUUCUCAAAUACACGAGUUGGAAUCGACCGGCGCUCAAUUUUCACCAAGAAUUUGCGCAGUGGGCGCAAUCGGUAAUUUGGAGAGUUUUUAUGUUGUAACAAAUAAGCUGCGAUAUAAACUACCAUCACUCGUACGUUGCCUGGAUGUAGUCGUAAAGCUGAAGUUCACAUUGGAUCUGCAAUUCCCGGAGAGUAGUGAGCUAUUCUGGGCAUUCAUCAGCGGAUAUUUUUACGGUAUAGAUUACACUCAAAAAUCGAAAAACACUCAAAUAUUGCAGUUGGUUGCUUAUCUAAGCUCACGUGAAAAAUGA
Molecule: messenger RNA, 1626 nt
Organism: Ochlerotatus camptorhynchus
Lineage: Eukaryota; Metazoa; Arthropoda; Insecta; Diptera; Culicidae
Exons: 7
Coding region: 1-1626 (541 amino acids)
Source: RefSeq, a predicted model, not a curated record